Molecule: messenger RNA, 2600 nt
Organism: Rhopalosiphum padi (bird cherry-oat aphid)
Lineage: Eukaryota; Metazoa; Arthropoda; Insecta; Hemiptera; Aphididae
Gene: DPCoAC
Product: mitochondrial coenzyme A transporter SLC25A42
Exons: 7
Coding region: 297-1301 (334 amino acids)
Biological process (GO): transmembrane transport
Cellular component (GO): mitochondrial inner membrane
Source: RefSeq, a predicted model, not a curated record
CUUCGCAGCUUUGUUGUAGAUCAUAUACACAAUAAAAAUUUGAUCUGUGCUCAUAGCUAACACAUGUUCGUUAUCAGUUACGAUAACGGUGACGUUAUCAGACGUUACUCUUUAAACAACAGAAAAAAAACAAUAUCGAGCGAAACGAUAUUAUUAUUUAUUACAUCCAAUUCGAUUUCGUAAUACUAUUUCAAUAGUUUAAUAUAUACCGUCUCAAUCACUACACAGUUUGCGUUAAUGACUGCAGCAUACUGAACAAAAAUUACACAUCUCAAACAUUUCCUGAUGUCAUUUCUAUGUCAAGGACACUGGUGGUUGUCCACAGCUGCCAAAUAUAUUGUCAACCGACUUACUUUAACGUUCAUUGCAUGAAUGAUGGAAUACGAGAAAUACCUCCGAUCACUUCGGCGUGCAUGAUGGCACACGAUAUACAGAAACAUGACUCCAACUCUACAAACGUGUUGCAUAGUUUGGCGGCAGGCGCCAUUGCUGGUGCUUUAGCCAAGAGUACAAUUGCUCCAUUAGAUAGGACUAAAAUCAAUUUUCAAAUAUCUCAAGAACCAUAUUCAGGUAGAGCUGCGUUUAAAUUUUUGUCUGAUACUUAUGCAAAGGAUGGUUUUAUAUGGUUAUGGCGAGGCAAUACAGCUACCAUGACCAGAAUUAUCCCAUAUGCAGCCAUCCAAUUUACAGCGUUUGAACAAUGGCGAAAAUUGCUAGAGGUUGAUUCUCUAAGCACAAAAAAUAAUGGAGGUCUUAAGUUUCUUUCUGGAUCCUUAGCUGGAGUAACAUCACAAACAUUAACUUAUCCUUUAGACUUGGCAAGAGCAAGAAUGGCAGUUUCUACCAAAAAUGAUUAUAAAUCGUUGGGAGAUGUGUUCAAAAAGACUUUUAAAGUUGAAGGGAUAAAAGGCUUUUAUCGAGGCUAUGUACCAACAAUACUAGGCAUUAUACCUUAUGCAGGUACAAGUUUUUUUACAUAUGGAUCGUUAAAGUCAUUUAUGAAAGAAAAACAUGGAUAUGAAAAUACGGUUGUGAAUUUAGCAUGUGGUGCAGUAGCAGGUAUGGCUGGUCAAUCAUCAUCAUAUCCUCUAGACAUUAUAAGACGAAAGAUGCAAACAUCAAUUAUUACUGGAAUAAAUUACACAAACCUAAGAACUACAUUUAUAAUGAUUUACAAAACUGAAGGCAUUAGACAGGGCUUUUUCAAGGGUCUAAGUAUGAAUUGGAUUAAAGGACCGAUUGCUACCGGAAUUAGUUUUGCUACAUACGAUUUUGUAAGGAAAACUUUAAAGAACAUUUGAAGUUUUCAAUAUUUUUUUCACCAUUAAUGUGCCUAAUUUAAUUAUAUUGUUACCAUUAGAUUGUAUUGAUUUUAUUUCUGUUUGAAGCCAUUAAUUGUGUAUGAACUGUAAUAUCUAGUCAAAUAAUUUUAAUUUUGAUGAGCAAGUUUAUAACACCACUAUACUUAUCAUAAAAUAUACUAAACAUUUAAAAAAUGUAUAUAAAUACCAAUAUCAGCAAUAUUGCUAAUAAUUUUUGUUAUUGUUUUAAAAAAAUGUUAUGAAUAUUAUGUUAGUGUUGAAUAAUAAUUACAAGAAAUGUAUUGCUUAGGUUGAAUGUACUGUUUUAAAACUUUAAAGUGUAUUAUUUGUUAUUUCCACAAUUAUUUAAUUAUGUUAACGAUUGGAAGGAAUAAUUCAAAAAUAUAGCUAUAUAAACAAAUUGACAUAUAUAAUGUAUAAAUAUUUAAAUCAUCAGUAUUUAUUGGCAGAAAAAUUAAUUUGUAUGUAGAGUAUUAUUUCAUUUAAACAAUUGAUUUUUUUCUGUAAAUAUUGUUAUUUAUACUUAAACUUGGAAGUUGUUACACUAGAAAGUUAAGUUUUAUUUAAUGAAUUGAAAUUAAAUAAGUACAUUUUACCAUAUUGUAGUGUAAUAGUUUCAAAAAUCAGUAAUUGACUAAUGUACAAUGUUCUUCCUAAAUAAUUAAAUUGAAGAUAAGAUAGUUGGAAGAAUGGAUUACUAGAACAUUUUUUCUCAAUCUUUUAAAAUUAACCAUAAUUUAAGAUGUUUAGAUAUUUCAACAUGGUGUUUGACUAUAAAUAUUUAAUUUUCAGUACCAUUUUUGGAAGACCUCUCCCAACACUAAUUAAAGUUUAUUAAACUAUAAAAGAUAGUUUUUUUUAAUGAUCAAAUUUUUUGUUGUAAUUGUUUUUCUUUUUUAAUACUUUACCUUAUUUAUAAUUAGAAUCUGAAAUUUUUAUUUAAUAAAUAAGUUCUAGGGAAAUCCAAUAAAAAAUAAUAUUAAUGUUUUAUCAUUGUAAAUACUAUUGUACAUGUUAAUUAAAAUGUUAUUGUAUUUAAAAAUUGUUGACAAUAAUAUGUUGUAAUUUGUAGUAAUAGUUACUAAUUAGUGAUACAUACUAGAUAAAUUAUUUGAAAAUAUUUAUUCUUUGCAUUCUUGAGCUAAUGUAUUCAUUUGAUUGCUAACAUCACUGAACUCUGAAAAUAAUAACAAAUAAUUAAUAUUUUAACGGACAAUAAUUUAAUGUGUAUAAAUGUAGUUUUAAAGACUGAUUAAAACUGUAUAAUUUUUGACAAUA